Messenger RNA from Labeo rohita (rohu), 1464 nucleotides. RefSeq names its product Y+L amino acid transporter 2-like. Gene Ontology annotation, cellular component: membrane. Lineage: Eukaryota; Metazoa; Chordata; Actinopteri; Cypriniformes; Cyprinidae. The record is from RefSeq and is a predicted model, not a curated record. The transcript is spliced from 9 exons. The coding region runs from base 1 to 1464 and encodes 487 amino acids. Gene Ontology annotation, biological process: amino acid transmembrane transport. Gene Ontology annotation, molecular function: L-amino acid transmembrane transporter activity; basic amino acid transmembrane transporter activity.
AUGGGUGACGGCGACUCCACCAGCUCCAUGCGUCUAAAGCAAGAGAUUUCACUCCUGCAUGGCGUCUGCCUCAUCGUGGGGAGCAUAAUUGGCUCAGGCAUCUUUGUUUCCCCCAUCAGUGUUCUUGGGAAAACAGGAUCUUAUGGCCUGUCUUUGGUGGUUUGGGUUAUUGGAGGAAUCUUCUCUGUUUUUGGCGCCCUGUGCUACGCUGAGCUGGGAACCACUUUUCUCAAGUCAGGAGGCAGUUAUGCCUACAUCCUGGAGACCUUUGGGGGUUUUCUGGCUUUUAUUCGUCUGUGGACCACACUGCUGAUCGUGAGACCAGCUAACCAGGCGAUUGUUGCACGCACUUUUGCUAAUUACCUAGUGAAACUGUUCUUUCCUAACUGCCCGGCACCAUAUGAUGCAGUAUGGCUCAUUGCAGCUCUCAUUAUAGGUCUUCUAACCUUGGUGAACUGCAUGAAGGUGAAAUGGGGGUUCAUUCUUCAGGUCAUCUCUACUGUGGCUAAAGUCCUGGCUCUCAUCAUCAUUAUCAUUUUUGGAAUGGUUGUGCUGGCCCAAGGAAAAACAGACAACUUUAGGGAUUCGUUUGAGAACUCUAAACUGGAUGCAGGAAACAUGGCUCUGGCUCUGUACGCCGCUCUAUACUCUUAUUCAGGCUGGGACACCCUGAACUUCAUCACAGAGGAGAUUAAAAACCCAGAGAGGAACCUGCCGUUGUCUAUAGCGAUCUCCAUGCCUAUUGUCACAGUAAUCUACAUCCUGACUAAUGUUGCUUAUUACACUGUCCUGGACAUGAAUACACUGCUACAAAGUGAAGCCGUGGCUGUGACGUUUGCUGACUAUGUGCUGGGAUAUGCUACCUGGCUCAUCCCACUGUCUGUGGCCAUCUCCUGUUAUGGAGGUUUAAACUCCUCUAUCAUUACUGCCUCCAGGCUAUACUUUGUGGCUUCGCGUGAGGGCCACUUACCCAACAUCCUCUGCAUGAUCCACAUCAAACGCUACACACCAAUCCCAGCCCUGCUGUUUAAUUGUGGCAUGUCACUCAUAUUUCUCGGCGUGAAAGACGUGUUCCAGCUAAUUAAUUACUUCAGUUUUAAUAACUGGCUGUUCAUCGGCCUUUCCAUUAGCAGUCUGAUCUACAUGCGCAUCAAAGCACCUGACCUGCCCCGUCCUAUCAAGCUGAGUCUGUUCUUCCCUAUAGUGUACUGUCUGUGCACCGUGUUUCUGGUGGUUGUACCGCUCUACAGUGACACUGUAAACUGUCUGGUGGGAAUCAUCAUCGCUCUCUCUGGGGCUCCUGUGUAUUACAUGUGUGUGUACCUUCCGCCUGAGUCCAGACCAGCCUUUCUGGGACACAUGCUCGACACAAUUUCACUGCAGACACAGAAGCUGUGUUAUUGCUGUGUGGCAGAACACGAUUUGGACCUGGACAAUCUGCCUGAGGAUCACAAAAAAGAAUAA